Molecule: messenger RNA, 905 nt
Organism: Cyprinus carpio (common carp)
Lineage: Eukaryota; Metazoa; Chordata; Actinopteri; Cypriniformes; Cyprinidae
Product: CMRF35-like molecule 7
Exons: 7
Coding region: 87-905 (272 amino acids)
Source: RefSeq, a predicted model, not a curated record
CUCAGAACUCAUCUGAACACACAGCGAGAGCUUCAGAAGAACUGAAUCUACUAACAACAGAGAAGAUCACUGAAGAAGAGAGAAGAAUGAAGAUCAUCUGGACUUUCACUCUGCUGAUGAUUCCUGAUGUCGUGAGCUCCAUUAGUGUGACAGGAUAUUCAGACGGUGAAGUCAACAUCACAUGCAGAUAUAUGGAGAAAGAUACCCAAAACACAAAGUAUUUUUGUAAAGGAAAGACGCCAGAGAAAGAAAAGGGUAAGUGGUGCAUUGAACUCAUCAGGACUGAAGAGAAAGAUAAAUGGGUUCAUUCUGGAAGAUUCUCUCUGUAUGACGACACAAGAGCAGCAGUUUUCACUGUGACCUUCGGAGAUCUGAAUGAACUGGAUUCUGGGACGUAUCAGUGUGCAGUUGAUAGAACUACAACAAAAGAUUCAUACACUGAAGUGAAGAUGAACGUUAGAAAAGAGAGAGAUGAACACCAAACAACAUCAUCUUCUCUCUCAUCAGUUAAACCUCCACUGAUCACGUCUCCAUCUCCUGUAAAAGGCUCUUCUCUGGUCAUCAGUGUGUCUGUUCUUCUGCUUCUGAUCGUCCCUGUGAUUCUGUUAGUGAUGGUGACUCUCUGGAGGAGGCGUCAGUCACACAACGCUGAUUCCUCAUCCAAAAGUUCUCACACGACGCCAACAAACAUUGAAGCGGUUUCCCACGCCGGCUGCGAUAACAAGGAGAUUAAAGACGCCCACAAACAAUUACCCACAAACCCCUCGGACUCUUCUGAAGCCACCGGUGACUCUCAGAUCUUCAUCACAUCUGCUGAGGAUCUGAAUUACGCCGUGGUGAAUUUCCAGAAGAAAGCACUCUGUCCUGACAGAAUGAACUACACACUUUUAUGGUACUUUAUAUGA